Messenger RNA from Penaeus chinensis, 2653 nucleotides. RefSeq names its product phenoloxidase-activating factor 2-like. The transcript is spliced from 12 exons. Gene Ontology annotation, biological process: proteolysis. The record is from RefSeq and is a predicted model, not a curated record. Lineage: Eukaryota; Metazoa; Arthropoda; Malacostraca; Decapoda; Penaeidae. Gene Ontology annotation, molecular function: serine-type endopeptidase activity. Bases 1 to 1563 code for a protein of 520 amino acids.
AUGGCCGGUUUAACAGCAGUUACCAGCUUUGGUCGGGAGCCCAAGUGCGCCCUCUUCACCCACCGGGUUGCCGGUUUAGACGCCGACGACUCGUCCAUGCCACAGGUUGUGCCACCUUACAUGAUUAGUGGUAGCAGAAUUUCUUAUAACCUGACCUGCGUGAUAUUUACAGUAAACAAUGGAAGUACCUGGCAGCUCCCGCCUACGUCCGAGUUGCGUAAGGGACGGCUGGCGAGUUUGAUCCCGGAUUCCAGGAAGUCCACUUCCAGAGCCUGCAGGAUUUUCUUCCCCGGCGAGGCCCCGGCGCAGCGUCCCCAAAGAGCGAGAAGUCAGUGUCAACCAGCUCUCGGUCCCGAUAUGCAUCGGAAAUCUACAACACUCCCCAUGUGGGCGGCGGCGAUUCUGAGCUUGGCGGGCGUGAUGGGUGUGAUGGGCGUCCCCAACAGGGUUUCUAGACAAGUCAUCGACACGUCUAACAUUCCCGACGAUCAGUUUCUGUGCCUUCUCGAGGGAACUUGCAACGUGGACCCGGAGCCUCCUUCGCCGAGAUGUACCUGCGUCAAGUGGUGGAAUUGCAAAGACGUUCCUCGCGGCAACGAGGGCGGAAUUGUAGCGGUGGUAGACGUCAGAUUGGACGCCGCGUGCUCCGACGACGCCAACGACGUCUGUUGCGACAACGUGGUGCAAACGCCGAUCCCGACGGAGGUGCCGACGGUGCAGCCGACGCAGAACACCGGCUGCGGGAGGAGGAACGAGCAGGGCGUCGUCGUGAACUUCAAAGGAUUUACGGACCGCCAGGCCCAGUUCGGGGAAUUCCCCUGGAUGGCCGCGGUGAUGCGGCAGGGGAGAACCAGCGUCCCAGAGUAUGUGUGCGGAGGGUCGCUGGUUCACCCGCGUGUCAUCCUCACCGUUGCUCAUCACGUGCGCAGCGAGGUCGCAGGGAACCUCAUAGUCCGGCUGGGCGAGUGGGACUUCAAGAAUCCCUCAGAGCCGAUCCCCCACCAGGACAUCCGUGUGAGCCGCAUCAUCCUUCACCCGCAGUACGUCCCCGGGGAUCAGUACAACGACGUCGCACUCCUCCUGCUGACUGAUGAAGCCGUGCUUGGGUCCACCGUUGGCACCAUCUGCCUCCCGCCGCCGUCCCAGUCCUUCGACGGCGCUCGGUGCUUCAGCUCAGGAUGGGGCAAGGACAUCUUCGGCAACCAGGGGCGGUACCAGCAGAUCCUGAAGUCUAUCGAUCUGCCAAUGGUGAGGAACGAUCAGUGCGAGCGAGCGCUGAAGACGAGUCCUCGCCUGAGUCCCAACUUCUUCCUGCACCCGUCCUUCGUGUGCGCCGGAGGAGAGCCCAAUAAGGACGUCUGCACCGGCGACGGAGGAUCCCCGUUGGUUUGCCCAAUGCCGGGAGAUCCCACGCGUUAUGUCCAGGCUGGCGUCGUUGCGUGGGGCCUCGGGUGCGGGCAAGCCGGCAUGCCAGGAGUAUACGCGUCCGUGAGCCAAGCUUCUGAAUGGAUUAGGAGAACCAUUCAGCAAAACACGGGAUUCGACUUGAGGCUGGGGAAAUGAGGAACUCUCCUACCCUGUUUUUACGUGUUCCUUAUUCCGUAUUUAUUGCUUUUUUAUAUUCCAGCCUUCUCUUGCGUAAUAAUGAAGCGCUUCUCAUUAUUACUUUUUUCUUAGUGUUAUGUAUCUACGUUGUUGUUUUUUUCUGUAUUCAUAAUUUUUUGCUGUUUCUACUUUCUUUGGGGAAGUAAGAAACUGUCUGCUCGUACCCCUUACUCCUUAUUCAUUUUUUUUUCAUAUUUCUGUUUAGUUUUGUUGUUUUUUUUUUUAAUGAAGUAAGGACUUUAAUCCUUUUUGCUUGCUUACACCUUCAUUUUGGGGCUAAAAGAACUUUCUCUUGUUACUUUUAACUUCUUGAUGAAUUUGUUUUAUAUAUAUAUAUUUUUUUUACUUCUUUCGAUUCCCUUUUCUGCAAUUUCGUAGGCUGACUUUCUUCCUUUAAUAUAUAUAUGUCAAUAAAUAAGCUCUCUGAAUAGAUAAUUUCUAAUCAGUAGAUACAAGAAAUCCACCUGUUAAUCGCGUGUUUCUUAAGCGUUAAUCGAUGAUCUCUGAGUUGAAAAAUGCUGGGAAUUUAUCAACCUCUUUAGAGUGAAUGCAACUUGUAUGUACUUGACACGGAUAUCAGAAAGGUAUAUCUGUUAUGAAAAAAAUUAAUAUUCAAUGACAAACCCAUUCAUAUAUGCUGGUAAAACAACAUACUGUGCGUUUAUGUGUCAGUUUUAUUUACUAUAUACAUUUUGUUAUUCAUAGUAAUGUUUGUAACAAAUGUUUCUGUGUCUCUUUUCGUAUUGUCUUUCUACAAACAAACACAAACAUAUUGAUAUAUACACACACACAUGUACACACACAUACACACACACACACACACACACACACACACAUACACACACACACACAUACACACACACACACACACACACACACACACACACACACACACACACACACACACACACACACACACACACACACACACGCACGUAUAUAUAUAUAUGUUUUCUGUCAUGAUGUAUGUUCCUGGGAUUGUUAAGAAUUAAAAAAAAAAAAAAGAUGAUAAUGAUAAUAAUAAAGAUAUAUUAUAACUCCAUCUACA